Molecule: messenger RNA, 1194 nt
Organism: Lobosporangium transversale
Lineage: Eukaryota; Fungi; Mortierellomycota; Mortierellomycetes; Mortierellales; Mortierellaceae
Exons: 2
Coding region: 157-1020 (287 amino acids)
Source: RefSeq, a predicted model, not a curated record
CGGUCUCCUUCCUCACUCACCUCUCCCACUUUCACACCAAAUCAAGCUUACGACGAACACGACAAUACGAACCUCACGCAAACUCUGACGAAAAUAUCAAAUAAGAAAAAAAAGCUCCUCUCUUCCUACUUUCUCACUCUUCUUCUCUCGACAGAAAUGAUCAUGAAGACUACCACUCUCUUUGCUGCCGCUUUGGCUUGCCUCUCAGCCAUGACCGUCCAGGCCCACAUUGGCAUGAAGACCCCAUGCGCUCGCUACCAUCCUGCAGCUGGCUGUCCCGCUCCUCCAUCAGGCCAGUCCAUUGACUACAACAUUAAUUCCCCUAUUGGUACCCAUGGUUCUCAGAACUUCCCUCUCUGCAAGCACACUGUCCCAUAUACCAAGCGCACCGUCUACAAUGCUGGUCAGACCAUCAACACUGCCUACUCUGUCGGCGCUCCUCAUGGAGGCGGACACUGCCAGUGGGCUCUUUCAUAUGACGAGGGCAAGACCUGGGUUGUCAUCAAGACCCUGAUCCGCGACUGUCUCCGCAACGCUGGUCCUGACUACACCGUCCCUGUGCAGAUCCCAGCCAACGCUCCUUCGGGCAAGGUUACGUUUAUGUGGUUGUGGAACAAUGCUGUCGGCAACCGUGAGCUGUAUUCCAACUGCGCCGACAUUGAGAUUAAAGGCACUAAUGGUGGCAGCAUUACUGGCGUUGCUCCUCUCAUUGCCAACUAUGGUAGCUCCUCUGUCUAUAUCCCUGAGUUCUCCAAUGGUCCCGAUGGUCGCGAGCACUUUGACAAGCGCAAGCCUGUGACCAUUCGUGUCUCCGGUGGCAAUGGACCUGCACCUGAGCCUGUCACUACCCAAUCUACCCAGCCUCCUAAGCCUACUGCUACUCCUCCCUAUCCCCCCACCACCACCACUGCCAGGCCCAUACCCACUGACUGCCCUGUUGCUGCCGCUGCCGAGACUGUGUACAGAACUGUAUACAAGACUAUCACCAUCACCGAGGCCGCCCAGCCCACUAAUGCUUAAGCAACAACAAGCACUUCGCAUAAUGCAUAGAAUACGCUCAAAACAUACAUCAUAUUCAUCGUAAAAUAGCAUAGGCAUUUCUUUAUUAUCUAUUUAUUUUAAUAUUGUUAUCCCUUAUGUUUCCAGAGUGGAUCAAAGGACAAACCAAUAUUAAUCAUAACGAUAAUAAAAUAG